This is a messenger RNA of Somion occarium, 1438 nucleotides long. The record is from the annotation of a GenBank genome assembly. Lineage: Eukaryota; Fungi; Basidiomycota; Agaricomycetes; Polyporales; Cerrenaceae.
GCAACUCGGGCAGUGAACUUGACUAGGAUACAGACUACGAGGAUACUUGGACACAGUGGCACAGUGACUGCCGAACACAUGGCUUCGAUAACCUUUCCCCAUGCUGAACCUGGGCUACACUCUGCUCCUGCAGCCUCGUCUUCUGCAAACGACCUUGGGUACUUCGCGAGUUCCUAUGAGCCAUCAAAUGCUUCAUUUCAGAUUCAAAUGAAUCCUUUGUCGUCGCACCCACCACGUACACCUCGGACUUCUGUAACUUCUUCAUCUCAAAUAUACGGCGCCGAGGUCUAUAGUUCACAAGAAAUUUCCGAGGAGCAGACCCAUAUAGAGGUGGAGGACGUGUCGGACGAUGAAGACGAGAAAUUCCAUCAAGACGCGAGGCGUAGAAUACGCAAGGAAGCGGUGUGGAAGGAAUUGCUGACCACUGCGAACGGCCGAGACAAGACAUUCAAACUACUGCAAUACUCUAUGCGGAUGUAUCUCUUAUUCCACACAUCUGUCGCUUCGUUGGGGAACUCUAAGCGACAAUCAUGGGAGAACGCGCUCUUCAAGCGUCUCGAGACCGCAAUCGCUGGGUUCUCCCUCUCUAGAAAGUGUCUCAUUCUCUUCAACUGGCUGGCGCCAUUGAACACAAUCCUAGCUGAGAACUCGACUGACCCAUUCUCUCCGGCGAAGCCGUCAAAACGGAAACCCUUGCUUCACACGUUCCUACAUACAUCGCCGCCGGUACUAUUGGAACUUGUGAAUGGUGUCUCAGAUGAUAUUUCAACUUUCUCCAGACUGGGUCUUAUUGGUAGACGGACGGGUGAACGAGCGGGCCGUUUUGCUGAUUGGUGUUGGUUCGUCAGUACGCUUGUCAAUUUGGUGGAGAAUGGCGUUGAGCGUGGCGUAAUUCUGGAUUUGAAACACCAAGUGGAGUCACGGCUAUAUUCAGAGUCCAUGACUGGUGCCACUGCGAAAUCGAACCCAAGCGCAAAUAAAGUAGACCAGAAAGAAUUGGAGCGACUGCAGCGGCAGGAUUACUGGAUCCAAAUUACACGGAUGAAGCUUUUAAUGGACUUGAUCUAUGUUUCUUAUAAUGUCUUCCGACUAAAUCGGGCAAAGAGUCCGGUACAAACGUUUACAGGCUUGGCAGCAGCCGCACUAGGUACUGCCAAGCUCUACGAUCGACACAAAACUGCGCUCGUGAAAGCGACCAAGUUCACAUAACAUUCUUUCCAUUCCUGAGCCCAUUGUUCGUUGGCCCAUUUUACCUUCCACUGUCUGAUACCCGGUGUUAUUGUUACUUCUACCUUGUUUUCGUAAUGUUACUCUCAUCCUCUGCUUGGAACUUUGUGGUAGUAUUAUUGCGUAUAUAGAACACCCUACUGAUUCCCCUGUGCUCAAAUAGACUUCUCAUAUGCACUCCAAUAUCAACUUCCCGCCCUGGCUCUAAAUG